This is a messenger RNA of Heterotrigona itama, 624 nucleotides long. Lineage: Eukaryota; Metazoa; Arthropoda; Insecta; Hymenoptera; Apidae. The record is from the annotation of a GenBank genome assembly.
AUGGCCCGAUUCAAUGAUUCACGAUUUGAUUUACAGGGCGAGGUGGCCAGCAGCAGAUCAGUAACCGGCUCGAUGAGAAGCACCAGAAGAUGGGCCAGCCUGCGACAGCACGUGAGCAGCAACGACGGCGGGAAGCCGAGGGUCGAGCUGCUGCUCGAUCCCCCGGGAUCCAAGUCGUCCAUGCCAUCCUCUCAGCCGCACACGCCCAACACGCCUCGAACGCCUCACACACCGUUGAGGAAAUCCAACUGGGAAGUGAUUGAGCACUUCACCGGCGCGCCACGUCCUUCCAUCAUCACCAUGGGCAGAGGCUCGGAAGUCGGAGUGGGGCUGACAGGUGGAAAAGACACGAUGCAGGAAACGAACGCGAACGCGUCGAUAACCGAACCACCGAGGAAAUGCGCGCUUUGCCGAUUCUUGAAGUCCCUGUGCGCCUCCCAUCGUUUCAAAAACUUGCAGGUGAACGUAUUGUCGGCAGCGACCGGGGAGAGAAUGAAUAUGGAACUCACCACCCUCAGCUCUGAAUUUUCCACGCUUCGUCGUACGAAUACCUUUUUCACGGAGUUACGAAACAGUUCGAAUGUUUCAGCCGCAGCGAUUAAGGAAGCAGGAGGAUAUAUAUAA